Messenger RNA from Anopheles bellator, 7514 nucleotides. RefSeq lists its product as uncharacterized. Gene Ontology annotation, biological process: termination of RNA polymerase II transcription. Bases 364 to 6831 code for a protein of 2155 amino acids. Gene Ontology annotation, molecular function: ubiquitin binding; phosphatidylinositol binding; RNA polymerase II complex binding. The transcript has 13 exons. The record is from RefSeq and is a predicted model, not a curated record. NCBI's taxonomy places the organism in Eukaryota, Metazoa, Arthropoda, Insecta, Diptera, Culicidae. Gene Ontology annotation, cellular component: mRNA cleavage factor complex; cytoplasm.
AAGUCAAGCAAGCAAGCUAGCAAGUCAAGCAGCAGCAGCGCAGAAAAUAAGUGAUGAAAUAAAUGUGUAAUUUGGCUUCGAAUCUGGUUAGAAUACGCUGUUUUCGACAGCGCACCGCAGUUGACCUACACACGGCAGCAGUGACCAUCACGUUAUCAACCCACGGUGCACGAUAGGUGGCAACGAACGUACAGGCGAAGCGGAUUGUCGGCGGCGUCAAAGCCCCGCGCCCUUCCAGCCGGAGCUCGGCAACGGUAGCAGAUCGUCGGCAGCCGGGCCGGACGAGCUACCUUGCCCCUGCUGCACACCGGACAGCAAACCGCGCACCUGUGCGACAGUUGCCGCGGUGGUGCGGACACGACCAUGGAGAAGGAAGCAACACUCGAUAAGCGGGCGGAGGAGAUCGAGAAGGAGUAUCUCUCCAGUUUGGCCGAUCUGAAUGUCAACAGCAAGCCGUUGAUUAACAUGCUCACCAUACUGGCCGAGGAAAACCUAGAGUAUGCCCACAUCAUCGUGAACGCGGUGGAAAAACACCUCGCCCAGGUCGGACCCGACGUGAAAUUGCCGAUACUUUACCUAGUCGAUUCGAUCGUUAAAAACGUGGGCAAACAGUACCAAUCGCUGUUCAGUCAGGUGAUAGUGAAUAUGUUUUGCGGCGUGUUUCAAACGGCCCACGACCGGGUGCGCGAGAAGAUGUUCAACUUGCGGCUGACGUGGAACGAUCUCUUCCCCCAGUCCAAGCUGUACGCAUUGGACAUCAAGAUAAACUCGAUGGAUUCCGGGUGGCCAAUAACGGCAUCGUUGAAGCCGAAGACACAGCCGUCAAUUCAUUUGAAUCCAAAGUUCCUGAACCAGCAGCCGGGACCUGAGCCCACGGCAACGGCAACGAUCCACGCCCAGCUGGAAGAGAAGAGGCGGGAGCUGCUGGAGCUGCAGACACGGAAGCUGGAGCUGGAGCUGCUGGCCACGAGGAAGCGCAUCGCGGAACAGGAGAAGCAGCUGAGCAUUCAGACAGCCAGUGUGGCCAAAGGGUUACCUCCGAUUGUGCGGAAGCCCCUGGACGGUGCAAGUUCAGCACCACCGGGUCUUCCAAUGCCUCCGUUGAGCGGUUCAGUUGGAGGGCUUUUGUCGGCGGCCGGUCCAGCAGUCCCUGUCCCAGCGGCGGUGCCGGGGUCCCUGAAGAGCCGCAUUGCCCCUGUGUCGCAGGGCAUGAUCAGCAUGAUCAGUUCUCGCGAUCCUCGGCUGAUGAAGCAGCAAGCGUCGUCGGCCAACAGCCAACCACCGUUUCAUGCGCCGCCGGGAGGGCCUCUGAGGUCAAUGGGCAUGUUAUCGCACGGCAAUACGGUGCUGGGAGGCUUACACGGUGGCGAACUGUCCCAUCACGGGGCACCGCUCAAAGUGUCUAUGGUGUCUAUUAAGGAUCGCUUGGGUGCGAAAGUGAAACGGCUGGAAGGCAACGGUGUGGUCAGUGCGAAACAUGCGUACGGCGCGGCAUCGGAUGGGUCGUCGAUGGCAGGUGGAGGCGGUGGACGCACAAAGAAGGUGUCUCCCUCCUCCGGUGGCAGUGGUUCCGUGUUGUCCCGCAAAUCCCGACACGAUCAUCACGAAGGCAGUGGUGGUGGUGGCGGUAAAUCGCGGAGGGAGCGCCACGCCAAAGAUCGAUCGACAUCCUCGGGCAGCAGCAAGGGAAGUUCGGGCUCACCGGGCAAGUCAUCGGCCAUCGGGCGAACCGUUUCGGGAGGAGAGAAGCGAAAACAACACGGCGGCAGCAGCAGCAGCAGCAGCACGGGCAAGGAAAUCGACGGCGGUUCGUCGCAGAGUCAAAAGUCACCCGGCCGUUCACCGGGCAAGAAAAAGUCAUCCCCCGACAAGCCAGCGUUAUCACCCGGUGGUUCGACCGAAAAGCUACGAACGGAACGUAAGGCUCUUCCGACCGUUGGAAAACUGCGCAAACCGUCCGCCAACAGCAGCAGCAGUCGGGCCGACGCAGAGGCCUCGUCGUCGUCGGCGGCGACGGCGCUCGUCGAGGCCUUGGGCAACGUGACGGCGGCACCGUCACAGGAUGUUGAUUUGCGCUGUCCCAUUCCGGAGAAACGCAAAAAGAUGGCCGGCGGAGAAGCGGGCUUGAAUUCGAAUCACUCGAUGGCCGUUGCUGCGGAAGAUACGGAAGAGGUGAUAGUGCCCGUCGUCGGGCCAAAGGCAUCACAGAUCGAUGUACAAAGCAUCAAUAGCGCACAGGCGGAGGAAGACGCGCUGGCGGAACUAAUAAGUAAAGAUAUCGAUUUGAGAAAACUUCCGCUCCAGCUGAUGCCACCGGCAGCGGGCGGCAGCAUCGAUCGUGCCCACGGGUCGCGCUCGGGAUCAACGGAACCGCCGCGAGCUGACGAGGUGCGUUCGCUGAACGACUCGCCGAGACGGCGAACUGACGCUGGUGCCGAUGAGCUGAUGGUGGAAGAGUUCGCGCUUGGCAAGAAGCGAGGCAGCGGCACAAAGUCCGACGAACCGACGGCGAAGAAGAGCAAAGCGGAAAUGAUCGAUGCAUUGUUUGGUAAUGAAGAUGUCGAUUUGCGGCAGCUUCCGAUGGAGAGCGUACUUCUGGAGGCUGGCGUGCCACCGCCACUGGGUUCGGGUCGGGAUUCGGAUCCAUUCGGAAUGUUGGACAAUGCUGCCGACGUUCCGAGGUCUCCGCUGUCGGAGAAAAAUAGUCGCGGAUCGCGCUUCUCGGACAUCGUGGGUAAAGGUCAGCAGCAGCAGCAGCAGGAUAAGGACAAGCUUGGCCGACCAUUGUUGUACAACAAACUGCCGGACGACCCCAUUGAGCGGCGUCGCUCGCUAAAUAAAGCCGGUGAUGUGGAUCUCCGUCAGCAGCCGCACCUUCGCCAGCAGCAGCAUCUGCCAGCCCAUCUGCGGUCCGACGAUGUGGACGAACAGGACGACGACAGCUCGAUGGACAGUAUGAACGCCAACAUUAAGACGAUCGUCGCCCAGGCGCAGGAACAGAUGGAAAAGGGCGAAAUCAAUCUCGAGCAGUACAACAUCCUGAUGAAGCAGGUGAUUCAGCUGAACGAGACGCAAAAAAUACGCCAAGCGCAGCGCAUCGAGCAGCGCCAGGAUCCGACGAUCAUUCGCAUCGAUGACAACGGUUCGCAGAGCGGCGAGGAUGACGUCAUCAUCACGUCGGCCACGGUACCGGCGGCUUCCGGAAACGAUUUCCGCGGCAAAAUACACCCGCUAGAGGCUGGAGGAAAAGUGAGCGCCGGCGGACCUUCGGCGCUCGGUAAACCACCACUGGGGGGGCCUUUUCUUGGCGCCGCCGGAACCUCCGUUCCGCCACCGGACCUUCGGGUGCAACGAGAUCCCCGACGGAUGCGAGAAUCGAAGUGGAACCGCGUGGAACCAGCGAGCCCAGCUUGGGCGAAUCGUACCGGAACCGGGGUCGGGCCGAGUGGACAGGUCGGUCCGGUCCGUGGUGGUGGUGGGCCACCCAUCAACGUACCGAGCCCCUGGGAGCAGGCUCCAUUCCCGAUGGGAGUUCCCGAUCAAGGCGGACGGUUCGCACCCGGUGCGCUGCCAACGUUGGCUCCUCCUCCGGGGCUGGGUGGUGGCCCACCGGUGGUACUCAAUGGUGCUAGUGGUCAGCCACCGCUGAUGGCGAUGUCGACACUGGCCAAACUGCAGGACAGCGUGCGGACGAUCAACAUCGACGGCAUCCAGCGGGAGAUUCGCUUCUACGAGGAGACGGCCGUGAUCUUCAUGAACUGGGACGAACCGAAGGAGAUCGGGUUCCAGAAGGGCGCCCGCAUGGUUUGCGUGGACGAUCGGGAAACGUUCGAGCUCGGGUUCAACGAGCCGUACAAGUCGGUCAGCAUCGAGGGCAAGGUGUACCAGAUGCGGCUCGGGGCUCCGACGCGCGAACUGUACAUCGACGAUUCGUGGUACGAGUGUUACUUUGGCGAUCCGCCGACGACGAUCAUGUUGGGCGAGAAACCGCGCGUCUUCAAAAUAGCCGGCCCGCCACCGCAGGUGAAAAUUGGCAGCAGCCGGAACGAUUUGGUGGCCGGCAAGAUCAACAUGAUCGUCGACGCCGAGCUAAUCGUGCCGGUGUUUCUCGACUGCAAGCCGCAACUGGUCGAAAUCGGUGGCCAUCAGCACUGGCUGCAGUUUGCCGACUUUCUGCUGACGGUGCUGAUCGACGAUCAGCCGUUUUCGGUCGAGUUCGGUGGGUUGCCCCAGGUGUACCGGUUGCGGGAACGGAACUACUACAUCCGCUUCACGGCCCUACCGAAGCUGGUGGUGCCGGGUCGCGUGUACAUCCGGGAUAUGGUCCGCACGCCCCACCAUCGCGAUCUGCGCACUCCGCCGAAGGAUGCAAGCCUUCUGCCACCACUGCCAGUGCUGGGACCGGCCGGUGUUGGUGGGCCCCUACUUUCGCACCCACCGCCACCGGGUGGCGUGUUCAUUGGCCCCCCUCACGGGGGGGGCAAAGCAGGGAGCAAUCUGCACGGACACAUGCAGAGUCCGGCCAACACGCUGACCGGGCUUGACUAUAUCACCAACUUGAUGCCAACGAUGGCCAUGCAAACCGCUGGCGGGGCCAGGAAAAACCUGCCCGGCUACCGGAUAGAAGCGGACGACAAGGUCCCGCCGGCGGCUUCGGUUGGCGGCGAUAGCGGUCCAGGCGGCGUCGGCCUCCCGGCCCUAGGGAACAUCAACGUGGAAGAACUGUACAAAAAGAUUGUGGCGGCCGGUAUCAUCACCAAGAUGGGCGCCCAGGGUCAGUCGGGUGGGGCGCCCAACGCAGGACCGCAGGAUGGUGGCUCGGGGGCCUCGAAAGAUACGGCAAAGGACGAUGGUGGUGGUGGCGGUGGUAAAUCGAAAGAAAGGGACAGCAAAUCGUCGAAGGACCUACCGCCGAUUGAUCCGGUGUUGCUCGACAAGCCGGAUACACUGCGACGGCGCCAGGCUGCCAUCGUACAUCAGCUGUUCUGCGGCAUGCAGUGCAGCAGUUGCGGUGUGCGCUUCCCGCCGGAACAGACGAUGAAGUACAGUCAGCACCUGGACUGGCACUUCCGGCAGAAUCGGCGCGACCGGGACUCGGCACGCAAGGCCCACUCACGCAAGUGGUACUACGAUGUGUCGGACUGGAUCCAGUACGAGGAGAUCGAAGAUCUGGAGGAGCGGGAAAAGAACUGGUUCGAAACGCAGCAAACGGACCACGGUAUCGAUGGGGCAACGAAGCGGAGUGGCACCAGCGGCUCCUCCGGGGGCGUUGGCGGUCCGGGGGGCGAAGGAGAGGAGGGAAGCGGCGGAGCGUCGCACAGCGAUUCGCCAGUUCCGAGCUGUCCGGCCGGGACGGACGAGGGUGACCGGCAGUGUCACAUGUGCCACGAUGUGUUCGAACAGUUUUACAACGAGGAGACGGAGGAUUGGCACCUGAAGAGCGCCGUCCGCGUCGACGGUUACACGUACCACCCGCUGUGCUACGAGGACUACAAGGCGUCGCUGACGAUGAGCGAGACGACGCUCGGCAACGCGUCCCACCUGGGCGGCGCCGCCGACGAGAGCCAAAAGACUGAGGAGAUGGACAGUGACGGCGAAGAUCAGGACGAGGACGGCGGUGAUCGUGGUGACGGUUGCGAGCCAGGUGAGGGGGGCCCGCGUCGCCGCGUCCGCAAAGCGUCCGGCAAACGGAAGGCCAAAGUCGAUGGUGACAACAAUGAUGACGACGACGACGAUGAUGAUGACGAUGUAAUCGUGCUCCCCACGGAAGAACCGGUCGUAGAGGAAAUACUGGAUGACGACGCGGAAGAUGAGGCAGGAAAUGAAGGAGCACCACCAGCAGCAGCCGCAGCAGCACCUCCGGCGGACCCGACGGCGGCGAGCGGUGAUGUGGCACCCCCCGUCGUGCAGCGAGCCGAAUUCCAGGAACGGCAAGUUGAUGAGGAUGUCUUCAUUCAGGAGCCUAACAUUGAGGUAACCGAUUUGGACGACAUCGAGGACCAGCCCGAGGGGUCCGACCAUGGCGCGACGGGCACUUCCAACGGGGCUGGCGGAGGGGCCGGGGCCGAGGAUGCGAGGCCCUCGGUGCUGCAGGUGAAGAUAAAGCAGGAACCGAAGGACGAGUACGAGGGGGACGAAGAGGAUGCCCUGUUCGAGGACGUCGGUACGAUCGAGUCGAGCUUGAUCGAGGUAGCCGACGAUCGUCGAUCUCCAUCAUCGAAUGUCGUCGGCAGCAACCCCACGGAAGAGGGUGAUGCGGCUGAGGAUGGCGUGCAGGUCGAGGGUGUUCCGUCGCCUGCAGACAACUCCGGCAGUCAGGCGGUUCCGCCGGCCCAGAUGCAGAGCAAAGCAUCGAUCGACGGCAACAUGGAUCCGCAGGAUGCCCCUCAGGCCGCGGUGCUAGUGCCAAACAAGAUCAAGAUCAACAUCACGACCGCAAAGGCCAUCAGCAACAGUGCGCCGCACGAGACAAGCGGUGAAAAUGGGGCCGAAACGAAUGGCACCGAGGACGCCGCCGCCGCCGCGUCGAGCCCAUCACGGACUAUCACCGGUGAGGUAGGGGAGGAGAUGUUCGAGGAGCUUAGCAAUGACGGUGUCGUCGGUUGGGAGGAAAUGGACGAACCGAACGGUGCUGGCGGGGGAGGCAGUACGGCGGCAAUUCAGUCCAACAAUAAAGAUGUACCGUCAACGUCGGCGACCACGAGCGUUGCGUUCGAAGAAACGACUGACGUUGCGUAUGAGAAGAAGCCAGCACUGCAGGGCAUCGAAUUGAGCCGGUUGCCGCGCGUCACCAGCGGUUGCGAAGCGUCCGGACUCUGUUCGAUCAUGUAAAUAAUUGUGGCCACGCGGUGCCCACUGUGGACACGCACUGGACUGGCGUGUGGAGGGGAACGCUUUUGAUUGAUUGUAAAUAUGGCUGAAACCUAUUGCGACUUUUGCCUCUUGCCGUGCUGACGCACCGGAAUCCAUCCGGUCCAAUCGGUGACCGGUCGGUCGCUUGGUCUGUAAAUAGUGACAUAGCUGUUUAGUGCGUUAGGCCAUCAUAUGUAAGUAGCAUUUAUAUAGUUUUACAAUGAACUUUUCAUGGCACCAGACAACCCGACGGCAACUGGCAGCAACCAGAGAGAGAGAGAGAGAGAGAUAGAGAGAGAUCUGGAGAGAUCGGUACAGAUGGUUGGACCAUGCCACUACCGGCCAACGAUUGCAUCACAGUUUCCCCUUUCACGCUGGUAGUACAUCGCCUACGAGUUCCUGAUUUCUUUUCUUCACAUUAAACUCUUGUUCAGCCGUUAAAUUAUAUAUCUUUAUCCUUACAUUGUGGACUUGUUUUCGGCGCCUCGGCCACAACUUCUUCUAAUUUGAACUUGGUUGUGAAUUAUCAGUUCCGUGCACGUUUAUUAGACCCAAAAUAAAUGAUCAAAAUCCGUUGUUCGAGUCGGUCAUUUGCUAGCAACAUCGGAGCCUGCGCCUCUCUCCUGUCGGUUGCUGCAGAAGUUUUGGGGCAAACGGACAUG